This is a messenger RNA of Ahaetulla prasina, 2538 nucleotides long. RefSeq names its product arylsulfatase G (gene ARSG). The record is from RefSeq and is a predicted model, not a curated record. Lineage: Eukaryota; Metazoa; Chordata; Lepidosauria; Squamata; Colubridae. Bases 224 to 1588 code for a protein of 454 amino acids. The transcript is spliced from 12 exons. Gene Ontology annotation, molecular function: arylsulfatase activity.
GCCCAAGCAAAAGGGAGGCGCAAAGCCUGGCUUGCGUUGAAUCGGGGGAACCUGGUGGCCAGCAGCGGUGGGGCGCGUGAGCGGCGCGGACGUAAUUUUGGGAAUGUUGCAAUUGAUCUGAAAUACCCACAUUGCCUCUGAAGAAAAGAACACCCAGGGAAUAUUUACAGUUGGAUAUUUUUAAUGUUCAUGAGAUGUUUCCUAGAACUGCUCUCCUGAUGCCAUGGAUAUUCUGCUUCUUAAAGCACUGGUGUUGGUCUUGGUCAGUUGUUUUACUGGGCUUCUCUACUACCAUCCCAGGCAUUUUUUUAACUGGGAAAGAACAGUUUACAAGAAACCAAAUUUCAUAGUAAUUUUAGCAGACGAUGUAGGAUGGGGAGAUUUUGGAGCCAACUGGGACCUAAAAAAAGACACACCUAAUUUGGAUAAGAUAGCCCAGGAAGGAAUGAGAUUUGUAGAUUUCCAUUCUGCUGCAUCUACCUGUUCCCCAUCACGUGCCUCUCUGCUUACAGGACGUCUCGGCCUUCGUAACGGCGUCACCCACAAUUUUGCUGUGUCUUCAGUGGCAGGCCUUCCAUUGAACGAGACGAUAUUGGCAGAAGUCCUGAAAGAAGCUGGCUACCUCACUGCUAUGAUAGGGAAAUGGCACUUGGGACAUCAUGGCCCUUUCCAUCCCAGCUUUCGUGGUUUUGAUUUUUAUUUUGGGAUACCAUAUAGCCCUGAUAUGGGCUGUACUGACACUCCAGGUUAUAACCUCCCUCCCUGUCCGGCUUGUCCCAGAUGCUCCACAACAGACAGUAAACAUCAGAAAAACUGCUAUCCUGAAAUUGCACUUCCUCUUUUUGAAAACCUUACAAUUGUCCAACAGCCCGUAAACUUAACUACCUUAGCUGUGAAGUUUACAGAAAAAGUUAUUCAUUUCAUCCAUUAUGCCAGCCAGAAGGGCCUCCCUUUCUUCCUAUAUCUUGCUUUGGCUCAUAUGCAUGUGCCUUUGGUUUUGUCUGAGGCACCUUGGAAUCCAUCUUGCCAAGAUCCCUAUGGAACGUACUUGAAGGAAAUGGAUGCUUUGGUGGGACAGAUAAAGGAUGCAGUUGACAUCACAGCAAAGGAAGAUACAUUCCUCUGGUUUACAGGGGACAAUGGUCCUUGGUCUGAGAAGUGUGACUAUGCAGGAAGUGUUGGUCCAUAUACAGGGAUGUGGCAACAAAAAAAAGGUGGUAGCUCAGCAAAGCAAACAACCUGGGAAGGAGGACACCGCGUUCCCACAGUUGCAUAUUGGCCAGGGAAGAUCCCAGCAAAUGUGACGAGCCCUUUGAUGUUAAGCACUUUAGACAUAUUUCCUACAUUGGUAUCUCUGGCGAAUGCCACCCUUCCUCCCAACAGACGUUUUGAUGGGAUAGAUAUCUCUGAAGUCCUGUUUGGGUACUCAAGCAAAGGACACCAGACGUUAUUCCAUCCCAACAGUGGUGCAGCUGGAAAAUACGGAGAAAUACAGUCCCUUCGGUUGGACAAGUAUAAAACCUUUUAUCUUACAGAAUCUGUGCAUAUUAAAAACAGGAGCAAAGUAUCAUCUCUGACAAAUUGCUAAUGGUAGAACUAUAACUAAGUUGUGACCAUUUACUUACAACAAUCUAAAGCUUUCUCAAGGAAGACACAGAAGCCAUUUACAGGAUCUAUGAGGAGUGGGGGCAAAGAACACAAAGCAUCUGAAAUCGCCCUAACAAUGAGCCUGGUAUCCUGGGGCCUCUGAAAUGUAAUUUUUUAAAGGAGGAAAGUUAGUUCAUAAAACCCAAAUUUGAAAUUAUUGCAAAAAUAGGAUUCAGUACUUAAAUCCUUCAAUUUUUUUUUAGAAAAAAAAACUUUUUUCUAGCUACAGCAUUCCAAACAAGGACUGUCAAGUGAUUGAACCAUGUUAUUUCAAUAAACAUGUUAUUUCCAGAUAAUCUAGCACUGUAUUUUCCAGUACCUCAUACACAAUGCUAAAGUAAUCAGAUUUUCCACUAAAAUGAUUCAUGCAGAAGAAAGUGUAUUCUGAGCUUGUGUACUGUAGUCCGCCAGCAGCCUGCGGAGCUGGCAGCGAAGUCAGACAGUGAGGAGGCUGGGGAGGACAAUGGGUCCGUCCUGGAGUCAGGGGAAGGCCCCGACGAGGGCUCUGCGUUGAAGGCAGAGAUGGGGCCAGAGCCAUCUGGGAGCAAUGCACGGGUUCCGGAGCCUCCAGAGGUGGACAGCAGAGAGGCAGAGGAGCCUGUUCCUACUGCAUGCAUGCGAAGAGCUGCCAGAAGGCAAAAGCAGCUAAAGCAAAAAGGACGACUUAGGAGUAAGGCCAGGAGAUGACUGGCCCCUCCCAUAAGGCUUAAAAGAACAGCAAAGGCUCUUGGGCUUUUUGUAGGAAAGCAACGUUGCUACAAUUGUUUCUUGUCAGCGUCUCCUGUUUCUGAACUUCGUGUUCUUGCCAAGAAAAGCCUUUGGCAGGGUGCCAAAGAAGACAAAGUUUUGUGAUAAGGCCGAAGGACUUUGUUUUGGACUUAAUUUGGAUUA